Molecule: messenger RNA, 1225 nt
Organism: Serpula lacrymans var. lacrymans S7.9
Lineage: Eukaryota; Fungi; Basidiomycota; Agaricomycetes; Boletales; Serpulaceae
Product: glycoside hydrolase family 25 protein
Exons: 10
Coding region: 296-994 (232 amino acids)
Biological process (GO): cell wall macromolecule catabolic process; peptidoglycan catabolic process; carbohydrate catabolic process
Molecular function (GO): lysozyme activity
Source: RefSeq, a predicted model, not a curated record
GAACUUUUGGUAACAUAGCACAUAUCUCGACAGAUGACCUGACUCGCAGUCCGCCUCUGGUCAUGUUAAUUCUCCACGAAUGUCAUUCAAACACACUGCCGACGUCAAACUCGCUGAUUUACCAUUCAGUCAUGAUUCUUAAAAAGGCCCUCCGACAGAUAUAAAUUCCGGGAUUAGUUCUUCGUCGGUGUUGUUACCAUAUGUUACACGUGCUUAUGAUCACGAGAACGACGAGCAAUUGAAUGAGACGCAUGGUCCUUGACAUUUCUAACCUUCGGUGGGGAUAACAUGGACAAUGAAGUACUUUGCCCCACUUUCUUUGGCUGUCGCCUUGGCCGGUGCCAGUCCUACAAAGCUCCAGAAACGUGCUGAUCCUCAAGGGAUUGAUAUCUCUGACUAUCAACCAACUGUCGACUGGAGCACUGUCGCCGCCAAUGGUGUGACUUUUGUGUACAUCAAGGCCACAGAGGGUACUUCAUAUAUUAGCCCCGCCUUUUCCGACCAGUACACCGGUGCAACAAACGCCGGCCUUACCCGUGGUGCUUACCACUUUGCACAUCCUGAUGAGUCCACGGGAGUAGUCCAGGCUCAGUACUUCCUCGAUAACGGAGGUGGAUGGUCCGCCGAUGGUAUCACCCUCCCAGGUGCACUUGACAUCGAGUACAACCCCGACGGUGCUGAAUGCUAUGGACUUAGUGCUGCAGAUAUGGUUUCUUGGGUCCAGGACUUCUCCAGCACUUACGAGGCAUCCACUGGCCGCUAUCCAGUGAUAUACACGACUACGGACUGGUGGACCACCUGCACUGGCAACAGUGCCAGCUUCGCCGACAAUAACCCGCUUUGGAUUGCUGAUUAUGCAUCUACCAUUGGUACACUUCCAGCUGGAUGGGAGUACACCACGUUCUGGCAGUACGCUGAUUCGGGAACAAAUCCUGGAGAUCAAGACUACUUCAACGGCGACGCUGCUGGCCUUAAGAGCAUGGCUACUGGCUGAAUGCUUGCUUAUUCGAGACAGUAAACACUUAGCAGGUUAUAUAUGUUUUUAUCUGUGAAUUGGUUGUAUUCAUUUUGUCAAAGCAUUGCAAAUCUGUUACGGUCCUACUAACAUGUACACAGCAGGAUGUAUUUCUGUGGAAAAUGGGUUCUACAGACUGACGAUAAGCCUUAUUGAGUCGUAAAGGAUGGUAUUCAGCUAUAGACUCAUUCUCGAGUUAGUCAAGUCAGG